Physcomitrium patens is the source of this 1943-nucleotide messenger RNA. RefSeq lists its product as uncharacterized. Lineage: Eukaryota; Viridiplantae; Streptophyta; Bryopsida; Funariales; Funariaceae. The record is from RefSeq and is a predicted model, not a curated record.
UCGACGAUUGUGCACAUCACAUUCUUAGAGGUUAUUUCGUAGCAUAAAUCAGAUCACGUAUCUUCGAAUAUAGCUUAUCACUAUGUAACCAAUGCUACGAGUUGUGAUUUGCACAAGCGAAGGGUGCCGAUAAGAACACUACUUGAUGCCACACCAUUUCACUCUGUGCAGGCACAUGGCCGAUGCUUGAUGGCUAUUAAUCCAACGUCCUUUCCAAGAAGCUCUUUAUAAAAAGUAGUUGAUGCACUGAUGUAGAAACUUCUCACACAAGGUCGGAUGUCAGAGGCACAUGAUUCUCCUAUCAGAUGAGGACUCAGGACACUGGUGCUUGCCGUGCCUCCAAGUCAAACAUGCAGUCUGGUAGAUAAGACACGUUGUAUGUCCUACGCAUCCGUUGUUGAUUGAAGAUGUGUACAGAACUCUUAAUGUAAGCUGAGUUGACAAUUCCAGCUGCAGAACAUAUAUUUCAAAGAAUACAGCAUAAUUGAUGCAUCUACUCUCAAGUAGGGAUGUGCGCUUGUAUCGAGGACGAGCUGGGAACAGUUGAUCAUUAAUGUUGUCUCUCAAGGACGCUCCAAUCAUUCUCGCCAAUUGGGGGGGGUAAAUUGUUACCAAGCAGCUUAAGAGGCUCUUCUUAAGUUUCGCACUCGACCUUCAACGCUGCUUCUAGAAUGAUCUUAAAGUUCGGACAAUUCAUUGGAACCACCGAAGCAAUGGAGAGUUGGUGAUUUGCAGAGGAGGUUGAAGAUGUGUAGUGUUGUGGAAAUGCCACGGUUCUUCAUUGUCAUAGCUCUGAUUGGGCAGUUGUUUCUCCAGGCGCCUGGAUCUGCAGAUGCCGCUAGAGGCACUCCUGCUGUAGUUUCCCAUGAUGAAGGGAAUCCGUGCAGGACAUGCUGGGGAAGCGAAGAUGCAAACAAUGCAACUGAUCGGAAAGUGGAGGGGCGAUUCCCUGGCUAUCAUGAGGAUGUUACUGGUGCUGCCCACAAGCUGGCUCCUGUGUUUCAGGUGAAUGCAUCCACCAAGGUACGAAGCCAGAGUGAUCGUUACAUUCGUGGUUCAAAUAAAUUUUCCAGGUCUGAAGGCGGAGUGAAGACUGAAGUGAAAGCAGACAAUCCAGGAGGUUGGGGAUCAACACCACCAGCAGCGCCAAGCAACAACGGUGGUUGGGGAAAUCCACCUCCCAGUCCUCCACUGUUUGGAGGAACUCCCUUUCUUCCCCCUUUACCUCCAAUACCUCCUCUGCCUUCUUUACUCCCUCCAUUUGGUGGUAGUCCCAACACUCCAGUUGGUGGAGGAGGAGGUGGUGGUGGAGGUGGAGGUAAUGGAAAUAGUGGGAUCUGCAUAGGCUUUUGCCCAGGUGCAGGUAGCGGAGGGGGAGGUGGAGGCGGAGGCGGACACCACUAGCUUAAAUGUGUUUGUUUUUGAUAAUGUAGCCAAUUAUUUUAGAGACACUUUUCACGAGCCACUCUUCACUGCUCAACUCUCAACUUGGCAGUCCAGUGACUAAUCAAUACCAGAUGGGUACAUGGUGGAUAGAUGCCAGUUAAAGAGGAAGGCAGGAGCUGUGGCUCUUGGAAACAAGUUUCUAUUGUUAUGUUCUUUUGGUUAGUAACAGGAGCAGAUGAUGGAACUAGCGAGCUCACCCUACUUUGUGGUGGAACUGUGGAGUCAUCCACCACCACAUCUUCGGAGACCGCCCAAAAGUUGCUCUGGAUUCUAUUUCACAGGUUUUUGAUUGUAUCGAGCUUUUGAACGUGAAUUGCAUCAUCGGUUAAAUGCACUGCUUUAGGCCUAUCAGUUGCUCCGUAGUACAGAAUAUGAAGGUAGUGUGUGGCAUUGGCAUCGGGUAGAAGCAGUAGCUUCAGAAUGCAAGGCAAACUUGCACAUCCUUUGCACAUAAAUGUUCAAAAUAAUUGAUCACCCGAACUAAUCGUCCCUCUGAA